Leptonychotes weddellii (Weddell seal) is the source of this 913-nucleotide messenger RNA. Its product is annotated as tRNA:m(4)X modification enzyme TRM13 homolog. The record is from RefSeq and is a predicted model, not a curated record. Lineage: Eukaryota; Metazoa; Chordata; Mammalia; Carnivora; Phocidae. Gene Ontology annotation, biological process: tRNA methylation.
CUGAAUUAUGGCGGCUUCUGCGCCGGCCCCGCACAUGGCUGACUUUCCGGCUGAGGGUCGGUGCAGUUACUACGUGGAAAAGAAGAAGCGGUUCUGCAGGAUGGUGGUGGCGGCAGGGAAAAGAUUCUGUGGGGAACACGCUGGAGCCGCGGAGGAAGAAAAUGCUCGGAAAAGAAUUCUCUGUCCUUUAGAUCCAAAACACACAGUAUAUGAAGAUCAACUAGCAAAGCAUUUGAAAAAAUGUAACUCAAGAGAGAAGCCAAAACCUGACUUCUUUAUUCAAGAUAUUAACGCAGGCUUAAAAGAUGGAACAGAAAUACCUGAACAGUUAGUUCCAAUUUCUUCUCUCUCUGAAGAGCGGUUGGAAAACUUAAUUAAGAAAUUGAGGAAAGCAAGUGAAGGUUUGAACUCUACACUUAAAGAUCAAAUUAUGUCCCAUCCAGCAUUGCAUGAUGCCCUUAAUGACCCUAAAAAUGGUGAUUCUGCAACCAAACACCUGAAACAGCAGGCUUCUAUUUUAGGUAACAUUGAAAAAUUAAAGUUACUUGGUCCAAGAAGAUGCUUUGUCGAGUUUGGAGCAGGAAAGGGAAAAUUAUCUCAUUGGGUUGAUAUUGCAUUAAAAGAUGCUGAGAAAGUUCACUUCAUCCUAGUAGAAAAGGUGACCACGAGAUUCAAGGUAGAUGGCAAACACAGAAAGAAAAAUUCAGUAUUCGAGAGACUUCAAAUUGAUAUUCAACAUUUGUGUUUGAAUAAGAUUCCUUUGCUAAGCAAAGAAAAACUACCUGUGGUAGGAAUUGGAAAGCAUCUGUGUGGUGUGGCAACAGAUCUUGCAUUACGAUGUUUGGUUGAAACCUAUGCUGCCAGUUGUGAGGAAAGGACUGAAGAACCUUUAGCCAAACGCAUAAAGAAUGAU